Messenger RNA from Pseudoliparis swirei, 746 nucleotides. It is a transcript of the gene pbdc1, whose product is annotated as polysaccharide biosynthesis domain containing 1. The coding region runs from base 64 to 621 and encodes 185 amino acids. NCBI's taxonomy places the organism in Eukaryota, Metazoa, Chordata, Actinopteri, Perciformes, Liparidae. The transcript has 5 exons. The record is from RefSeq and is a predicted model, not a curated record. Gene Ontology annotation, cellular component: cytoplasm.
AGAACGAAAAGCGCAUGCGUAGUAGUGCAUCUUAACUGUAGAUACGAUCUUUGGUUGAGCGAAAUGGCGUCGGACGAAGUGCUGGCCUCUCUGGGAGUGGGCGGAGCCUCAGCAGUUGCGCAUGCGCUGUCUCUCCCAGCAGAAGCUUAUGGGAACGACCCACAACUGGAGGCCAUGUGGGCCAUGAAGGCCUACAACCACGCAGAGAUCUACUUCAAUCUCAUCUCUUCAGUGGAUCCAAAGUUCCUGAAGCUCACGAAGCUCGAUGAUGAGAUCUACUCCGACUUCAGAGGAACCUUCAAGGACCUGGACGUGAAGCGGCUGACGACCGAGGACCUGAAGUCUGAGGGGGCCAAGGAGGUCUGGCGUCCGUUCUGUAACCGCUUUGAAGGACUCGUGGAGGACUUCAACUAUGGCACGCUGCUCCGCCUGGACGCCGAGCGCGACUACAGCGAGGAGAACUCCAUCUUCGGUCUGUUGGUAUCGCACUGUUCAUCAUCAACAACAACAACAACUUUUGUGUCUCCAGCCACCAGGGUUCAGUUCUUUGCUGUUGAAGUCGCCCGAAACAGAGAAGGGUCCAACGACACCGUGUUCCUGUCCCAGAAGUCCAAGAGCUAGAAGAAUCAGGACCUCCACCCAGACCCAGAACCUCCACCCAGGACCCUCCACGCUUUCUAAUUUAGUGAAGUUUGUUUUAUUUUCUUGUAACUUUGGAAACCACAAAUAAAGUCUGAUGCAUUUUU